AUGCCUCCAAGACCGUCCACUUCGUCGAAGAAUCUAACAUUGCUUCUAUUGGAUACUCUAAAGGACCAAGAUGGAAAGGCACUUUUCCUAGUUGAUGAGAAGCUCUUUAAAGGGUCUGCCAUCACUAGACUUAGAGCCUCCUUGUUGUUGUUGAUGUUCAAUAAGGCAGCUCUUUCAUCUUACCACUUCCCAUAUGCAAAUGUCAUCACAUUUCUUCAGAUCGUAUGUUCUUGUUCUUUUUUGUAUAUAUUGAGGAGGUGGAAGAUAAUCUCUGUCACAACAGGUGAUUCCUUGAUUUUAUAUGGCAACUCAACAAAAUUUGUAUCACUGAAGACUUUGAUGCACACCCUGCCCCUAUCGGGAACAUAUUUUUUUAAAGGAUAAAUUCCUAGUCAUCAUUGGUUUUCUCUUCUAGUCAUCAUGGCGUCUGUUCACGGAGUAAAUGUUCCAAUGUACACCACCCUUAGGAGGACAACAGUGGUAUUUGCUAUGAUUGUUGAGUUUUUUCUUGUUGGGCAGAGAUAUUCAUCGUAUGUCAUUUUCAGUGUUGGCUUGAUUGGUUUUGGUGCUCUAGUUGCGGGAGUGAGAGACUUGUCAUUUGAUGCUUAUGGCUAUUCGAUUGUUUUCAUGGCAAACAUCAGCACAGCGACAUAUCUUGCUACCAUUGCCCGUGUUGGAAAAACCAGUGGGCUUAAUAGUUUUGGCCUCAUGUGGUGUAACAGUAUCAUGUGUGGACCAGUUCUGCUGAUCCUGACACUAGUUCAGGGUGACUUGAAGCAAUUUCUUUCGCCUUCACUCUUUAGCAUCAAUUAUCAGGUUGUUUUGCUUUUUUCCUGCAUACUGGCUUUCUUCUUGAAUUACAGUAUUUUCCUGAACACAACUCUAAAUUCAGCUCUCUCUCAGACAAUCUGUGGUAGUCUUAAGGAUCUUUUUACUAUUGGCCUGGGCCUUACUAAUUGA
This is a messenger RNA of Prosopis cineraria, 960 nucleotides long. RefSeq names its product UDP-N-acetylglucosamine transporter UGNT1. Gene Ontology annotation, molecular function: antiporter activity; GDP-fucose transmembrane transporter activity. Lineage: Eukaryota; Viridiplantae; Streptophyta; Magnoliopsida; Fabales; Fabaceae. The record is from RefSeq and is a predicted model, not a curated record. Gene Ontology annotation, cellular component: Golgi apparatus.